This is a messenger RNA of Cladocopium goreaui, 902 nucleotides long. The record is from the annotation of a GenBank genome assembly. Lineage: Eukaryota; Dinophyceae; Suessiales; Symbiodiniaceae.
UUGAAAGCACACAAUUUAUGCUCGCUUAUGUCUGCGGAUGCGCAGAUGGUCAUGUAGAGAUGGAACUUGCAGAGACACCUGAGCGAUGUUUGACAGGCCUUCUGCGUAUGUGCUGAAAGGCAGCCUGCCACCACCAUCCAAUUACAGUGCUCCAGGUGGAAAAACUCUUUUCUGGCAAAGCUUGGCGGCUUCCUACCAGUAUUUGUCUGAGACUUCGCCUUUUAUCCAUUGUGCUCAGCAGAGGUGGCUGAAUCGGAGCGCAGAUUGUAUGCCGGAGGUGGCAAUCAAAAGAUACCAGGCCUAUUGGGCGAAUUUGAAAAGUGAGGAGUACGAUGUCUGCUGUCAACCUGGAAAAGUCGAGCGCUGCAAGGAGCCGAAGAGGAAAGAAGGCUUACCAUUCUGUGGUUUUCCUUUCGGUUCCGUGGAUCACUUGCCGGCAUUUCUCCCAGAAUUCCAAGUGAGCUUACCUUCAGGCCCUAUGCGGGUUCUGCAAGGAAUUUCCGAUGAUGAUCUGUAUUGCACAUCUUUCAAUUGCCGGGUCUUCUUUGGAAAUGACCUCGAGCCACGAUUGCUUUGGUCCACAGCGCUUGCUGUGUACCUGGACUUGCAACCCAAGCUUCAGGGUCGAGCAAUCGAUCUUGGUGCAGGGGUUGGUCUGACAUGCAUGGUGCUCAUGAGGAGAGGCGCCGACGUCACAUGCACUGACGUGGACGAUGCGGCAUUGAUCUCAAGUUCUAGAAAUGCUGCAGCCACGGUUGCAGAUGCCACAAGGCAGAACCAGCUGUGGAGGUAUGGAAGUUUGACCGUUCUCCGCUUCAAUUACUCCAGUGCCAAAGAAGCAUGGAGAGACCAAGGUGUAGUGCCUCCUUACGACAUUGUGGCAAUGGCUGCUUCACCGCAGG